Daucus carota subsp. sativus is the source of this 1856-nucleotide messenger RNA. RefSeq lists its product as uncharacterized. Gene Ontology annotation, biological process: mitochondrial respiratory chain complex I assembly. The coding region runs from base 105 to 1556 and encodes 483 amino acids. The transcript is spliced from 10 exons. Gene Ontology annotation, cellular component: mitochondrion. The record is from RefSeq and is a predicted model, not a curated record. Lineage: Eukaryota; Viridiplantae; Streptophyta; Magnoliopsida; Apiales; Apiaceae. Gene Ontology annotation, molecular function: protein-arginine omega-N symmetric methyltransferase activity.
UGAGCAAAAUUGAAUGAUCAUAGGUUUUGUCUGAGUCUCAGUGAGUACACACUAAACACGGAAACAGGGAAACUUGGCGCCGCGCGUCCUUGCUAGCAGUGGAAAUGCUGAGGAGAUUGCUCCUACAACCACAACCUUCCACUCAACGUCGUCGUAUCUUAUCUCUUUACCGUCAUUGUUCUUCUUCUUCCACUACUUCUGGUGAAGCUCCAGUGAGUUCUUUUGUCGAACACCUGGAAGAUGAUAAUUAUGAUGUCUCCAAACAUUCCUCUCCUCAAUCCUCUGCCACUCUCUCUAUCGACCGAUCUGGACUUUAUAAUCCCCCUGAGCAUUCUCAUGAACCAUCCUCUGACUCCGAGCUUGUUAAGCAUUUAAAAGGCAUCAUCAAGUUUCGUGGAGGACCUAUUUCAAUUGCGGAGUAUAUGGAAGAAGUUCUCACAAACCCUAAGGCUGGUUUUUAUAUGAACCGUGAUGUUUUUGGGGAAGGAGGUGAUUUCAUAACCUCCCCUGAUGUAAGCCAGAUGUUUGGUGAGAUGGUUGGUGUUUGGGCAAUGUGCCUUUGGGAACAAAUGGGACGGCCCAGUAAAGUGAACCUGAUUGAGCUUGGUCCUGGAAGAGGAACUUUAAUGGCUGAUCUUCUGCGUGGUUCGUCAAAAAUGAAGGAAUUUACUAAAUCACUGAACAUACACAUGGUUGAAUGUAGUCCAGCAUUACAGAAACUCCAGUAUAAAAAGUUAGAGUGUAUAGAUGAAGAUGGUGACGACAAGAAUGUAGAUAAUCAUGUUGUCAGUGCUCUGACUGGAAGUCCAAUUUCAUGGCAUACCAUGCUAGAGCAGGUUCCAACAGGAGUUCCAACAAUCAUUAUUGCCCAUGAGUUCUACGACGCAUUACCAGUUCAUCAAUUUCAGAAAGCAUCCCGUGGCUGGUGUGAGAAAAUGGUUGAUGUUGCUGAAGAUGAUACGUUUCGCAUUGUUCUAUCUCCACAGCCUACACCUGCCACUCUCUACCUAUUACAGCGUUGCAAGUGGGCUGAGACUGAAGACAUAUCAAAACUUAAUCAGAUUGAGGUUUGCCCAAAGGCAAUGGACUUGACCCAAAAUAUUGCCAAAAGAAUAAGUUCUGAUGGAGGGGGAGCCCUCAUAAUUGAUUAUGGCCUGAAUGGAAUAGUCUCAGAUAGUCUUCAGGCAAUUCGAAAGCACAAGUUUGUCAACAUAUUGGAUAAACCUGGGUCUGCUGAUCUCAGUGCAUAUGUUGAUUUCUCAGCAAUCAAGCAUUCUGCCGAGGAAGCUGCAGAUGAUGUUUCUGUUCAUGGUCCUAUCACACAGUCUCAGUUUCUUGGUUCUCUCGGAAUAAACUUCAGGGUUGAAGCCUUACUACAAAACUGUACUGAAGAACAAGCCGAGUCACUGAGGACGGGGUACUGGCGUCUGGUAGGGGAAGGUGAAGCCCCAUUUUGGGAGGGGCCUGAUGAUCAAGCUCCAAUAGGUAUGGGUACAAGAUAUAUGGCAAUGUCUAUAGUGAACAAGAAGCAAGGUACUCCGGCACCAUUCCAGUGAAGUACUGAAGUGGUAUGCAACAAAAUUCAUUUUCAGAUUACAUUGGCUGUUAACUAAGAGCUGUUCCUGAAACAAACCGUAUGCAGCAAUUCACUUUCAGAUGACUUCUUACGAUCUAUUAGCUGGAAAGCUGAUGACAAUAGAACAUAAAUGUUUUGGUAGAUUUUGAUAGAUCAUGAUUCGUGAACUUAUAUACAUAAUAAUUUUUAUCAACUCGCCAUAUUUUUGCAACCUUGUUCUAUGACUAGCAGUUUUUGUCGUUUUAAUUUACACAAUUCAAAUAAGAACAAUUCCUUAUUA